AAGAAAAGACGUAGUCGUAAACAUAUAAGGAAGCGUGAUGACGUCACCUGGUGUUAUUUUCAAAGAUGUGUAGAACAGUAAGGGGUCUAAAGCUGUGGCUCAGCUGUUAGCGGACCAUCAUGGAGAGCCCGGAGCUCAGCUUCACUCUGGUCUACGUCGUCUUCGCUCUCUGCUUCGUCUUCACUCCUAACGAGUUCCGCUCCGCCGGGUUGACGGUACAGAACCUGUUUUCGUCCUGGUUGGGCAGCGAGGAUGUGGCCUUCAUCCAUUACCACGUCCGCAGAACUAGUGUCACCCUGCUGCUCCAUUCUGCACUGCCUAUAGGUUACUAUCUGGGAAUGACGAUUGCUGUUCCAGAGAAAAACUUGGGAAACAUUCACCAGCUCAGCAGCAGUUGGAAGACUUUUGUCCUCCUGUCUGUCUGUCUCCAUUUGGCCAGCUGGACGCUUGUCUUCUACUGGUCCUGUCAUCAGUGGAGAAACCAUCCCAUCAGCCUGGGACUGCGGGCCCACACGCAGCCUCCGUUCUUGAGCUGGGGUUCUGUUGCGUCCAGCAUCAACACUGAGUUCAGACGCAUCGACAAGUUCGCUACAGGAGCCCCUGGAGCUCGCGUCAUCGUCACUGACAACUGGGUGUUGAAGGUGACCACCUAUCACGUCUACAUGGCCUUACAAAAUGACUGUCAUGUCACGGUGACAGAGUCCAGGCAGCACCAGCUGAGUCCAGACUCUCUGUCCCCGGCUCAGAUCCUCACCAUGAGAGUGAGCAGCAUCAACCCAGCCAUCAGGCCCUUUGACAUCAGGCUCAACUCCACAGAGUACGCCGAUCUGAGGGAUAAGCUGCGUGCUCCAAUCAGGAACUCUGCUGAUGUGGUGAUUCACCAGACCAUCAGUGAACUGUUCCUGGAUACGUUCAGAGCACAGGUGGCGCUCAACCAGCCCUAUGGCCUGCCCACUGGACAGGAGGUGGAGCUCUGUAUUGGCUGUAUGCAGGUUCCAGCAAACACGAAGCUGCUCAGACUCUGUCGCCCAGAAGGAGGUGACAACGAGUCAGACUGCCAGCCCUGCUUCUGCAGACCUAUGUGGUGUUUGUCCUGCCUGGGCCGAUGGUUUGCCAGCCGUCAGGACCAGCAGAGACCAGAGACCUGGUUGUCCAGUACAGUCCCGUGUCCGACGUGUCGAGCCAGAUUCUGUAUACUGGACGUCUGUGUGGUUCACUGACACACAGACAUUUUCAUAUUCUCAACGUUCCUGUGGGAUAUGGCCUUACAAAAACGUUAAAAAGUUUUUAUUUCAAGUGCACUUUUUGUCAGCCAUAUUCGGUGUUUCCUGUUUUCUGAUGUGCUGACAUCAGGGGUUGAAAUGAAGGAAAUUCAAAAUCUGUAAACAUCAGGUGCAGUGCUGUCAGAGCAGUUGUAGCAGGAAUCCUGGGUAAUGAAAGUAAAUAAACGCAGUCGCUCUUCUCCUUCAUUGGACAAACACA
Molecule: messenger RNA, 1482 nt
Organism: Cynoglossus semilaevis (tongue sole)
Lineage: Eukaryota; Metazoa; Chordata; Actinopteri; Pleuronectiformes; Cynoglossidae
Gene: tmem129
Product: transmembrane protein 129, E3 ubiquitin protein ligase
Exons: 7
Coding region: 120-1220 (366 amino acids)
Biological process (GO): protein ubiquitination
Cellular component (GO): endoplasmic reticulum; membrane
Molecular function (GO): ubiquitin protein ligase activity
Source: RefSeq, a predicted model, not a curated record